Molecule: messenger RNA, 3635 nt
Organism: Anas platyrhynchos (mallard)
Lineage: Eukaryota; Metazoa; Chordata; Aves; Anseriformes; Anatidae
Cellular component (GO): microtubule organizing center
Molecular function (GO): DNA binding
Source: RefSeq, a predicted model, not a curated record
GACGCCAUUUCGUCCUGCCCCGCCGGGCUGCCCGCACUGCGCAUGCGCGCUCGCCGGCCUCCCAUUGGCUCCCGCCCCGCGGCUUCAAACGGUCCGGCGGGAGCGAUGGCGGCGGAGGCUGCGGCCGCACCCCCCCGGCGGGUUCAGGUCUGCGUCCGCCUGCGCCCCGGCCCCCCCGGUGAGGAUCCCUGCCUGCUGCCCCUCGACUCCCACACCCUGCAGCUGCGUGAGGACCCCCCCCACGCCCCCUCCUGCUACCGCUUCGAUGCUGUUUACGACGCCGCCAGCUCCACGGCCGCCGUCUACGAGGGCUCCGUCCGCCCGCUGCUGGCCCAGUUCCUGGCCGGCAGCGAGCCCCCGAAAGGCUGACACGGUGCCCCCGUGCCCCUACCAGGGAAGACUCACACCAUGCUGGGCGGUGAAGGGGAGCCCGGCUUGGUGCAGCGCGCCCUCGAGGAGCUUCUGCAGGCCGUGGGCGCCAGCCGCUGCCUCAGCGUGGCCUGCAUGGAGGUGUACUGCGAGGAGGUGGGCUUGUGCCCCGUUCCUCCCCCUCAAAUCGCCCCCCCUUUUGGUCCACCUCCCCUCCCCAGGUGCCGGUGUCCCCCCAUUUCUCGACCUGUGCCACCCCCAGUCUCCAGAUCUGCCUUCCCCUAUAGGCAGAUCCCCCCCAGACCCCACUAUACCCCCCAAAAAAGCAUAAUCCCCCCCCCAAAAAACAUAUUCCUCCCCCAAAUCCCCAUAUUCCCCCAUAUGACCCCCCCAAAAUCCCCAUAUUCCCCCAUAUCCCCUCCAAAAUCCCCAUUUUCCCCCCGUAUCGCCCGCCAAAAUCACCAUUCAACUCAGACAAGCCUGAGUUUGGCCCUUGUGCCACAGCUGAGGUGCUGCAGCCCAGAUGUGCCCCAAUGCCCUCAGCCUGGGGCACAGGCAGGAGGAGCUGGAUCCCCGCCUGCUGUCACAGGGCUGGGACAUUGAUGGAAGAGCUGCUGAGGUGUGGGGGGACAGGUCCCCCAGCUUGGGGUGCUGUGCUGGAUGGGGGCAGAUUCUUCAGAAGAGACAGGCGGGGAUGAUCAACAGGGGGUUGCCCUCCAUGUGAAGGAUCUGUCUGGAUGCAUGGAGCUCCUCUAUGGGAUGGGCAGCAGAGUGGGGGAGCCCUUGUGGGUGAGGGUCAGAGCAGAUCCAGUCAGGGUGGCAGUGUGGUCAGAGGUAAAUGCCUGCAGUCAGGCUGAAGAAGCAGACAGUCUUGUGGAAGCCACUGGACUAAGAUGACUUCAAUGACCCCAUGUCACCCUGGGGGCCUUAAAUCACUCAGACUGUCACAGAAAAGGGACACUGCAGGGUGCAAACAUUCCCGAGGUUUCUAUGGGUUCUUGGAGGCAUCUUCUGUGCACAGCUGCCAGAUGGGCCGACCUAGGUGAUGUUCACCAGGAUCUGGGACUUGCAAACAGGAAAACCCGUGUCUUGACACUCCUCCUACAAAAUGCGUGUCAUAGUCCAGCUGCUUUUCAGCACAGGGAAAGAGAUGAGGUUUUGGGGCCCAGCCCUACACCCAGCACUGCACAGGCCCACUCACUCAUAGACCCUGGGAGGCCUGCAGCCCUGGAGAGUAUUGGCAGACAGACUUUAGCAAACUGCCUAGAAAAUGGGGAGGAACGCAGCAGUGACUUCUCCAGCGCUCUACUUGCUUUAUUCUGUGGCCUUUGUCAGAAUUUGGAGAUGUUCCUGGUGGAUGGGCCAGGAACCGCUAGGAAUGAACUGGGCAGAAGGGAGGUGACUGUUUCUCAGGACAAGAAGGGAAAUCUCUCGUCUCUCUCCUGAGCUGUGCUGUCUCCAUGCUGCUGACGUCAUAAGGCUUCUUAUGACACGUGAUGAUGUCACAGAAGGAUGUCCUGCAUCACCAGGAUAUAAGCAUUGGUGCAGCGGCAGUGCCGGCACUUCCCUGCAAAGCCUGGUCCCUGCUGGGCACUGCUUGGGUGCUCCCCAGCGCUGUCCUUCUGCGGCCAGGAGUGGGGUCAGCAGGCAGCAAGCUUGCACUGGGCGACCCUCGCUGACGGGCGGAGGAGCAGGGGCACCUUGCAGAGGAGCUGUGGUUGAGGAGCCAGGGCGGGCAUCCCUUGUCCUGAGCUGAGGGCCAGCAGCAAGCGAGAUGGAGGGCUGCUGGAGGGUGACCAUCGCCUCUGAUAUGGUUUCCCAGUUCCCAGUGCUCCUGAAUCUCUCCCCCAAAGAGACUGAGGCUAUCUGGGAUGCUGUAUCCAAGCAAAUUCUGGAAGCGCUGAAGCAGGAUAAGGCUAUUCAGGUUGCGGGACUCGGGACCUUUGCUGUUCUCCAAGAGCAAUUCUACGUCAAGCAAAAGCGGCUCCUGAUUCGCAAACCGUUCUUCCAGCUGGACAUUGAUGAGGGGUGGCUGGAGUACAUGUACUGUCCCCCUGAGAUCCUCCCUGAUGACGUCGAGGUCGAGCAGCUGAACUACCUGCAGCUAGCGCAAGCCACCUCCUUCCCACUGUACGUGGUGCAGGAGUGUGUGCAAGAGACCAUCAUCUUGUACUGUUGCCUCCUGAAGAACAAGGAGCACGUCCCCUUUGCAUUCAGGGACAUCGGUGUUUUGACGUGCGAGGAUGACUUCCUGUGCAUGAAGUUUUAUCCGGACUGUGUUAAACGUCUGGAGAGCUCUGAGGACCUCAUUGCAAUGCUCCACAGUAGAAUGUGGCCGGCACACCCGACUGCCUUGAGUGGAGAGACCACCGCUCGUGCGAUCCAGAUGUUCCCAAGGUUUCAUCUGACUGUGAGGACAAGGCCAGAGGCCAAAGUGCAGUUCACCUCGCAGCAGCAAGCUGCAGGAGAGUGCAGGAUGAGAGGAGUUUCAUUGUGCCAUCCUGGCAAGCUGCUGGAGAGGCGGAAGCUUUCCCUCCCCACGGUGAGAAGCUGGGAGCCAGGCACGAGGCAGCAAGAUCUGGAGAAGAAGCCUUCCACCAGUGUGCUCCCCCCGUGUCCAGGCAGCUCCCCCAGGACAAAGAAGACAGACAGGCAGGAAGCAGCUCCUCAAGCCAAGUCCACCAGCACUGCGCUCCCUACUCCCGAAGCCUCUCAGAGAUCGGUGCAGGAGGUCUGGAACCUGUCCUCGCAGUGGGACCAAACAAAGAGCUCAUGGCCCUUGUACCAAAAGCGAAUACAGCAAGCCCGGGCAGAAAUGGCUGCUUGGGAAGCCUGGUCUCAGGGGGAGGACCGAGAGACACCUCAGGUCACCAGGCAACAUGAUUGGAUUCCCCAUCCCCCAGCCCAGCCCAGGAGCAAGGAGGUCGUGAGGAGGUGGAGGAAGGUUCAGAUCCCUGCCGCAGAAGAGGAGUGGAGAGCGGCAGCCAAGCUGGAGAGCCUCCAGCCUGACCACCUUUCCCCACGAGCACUGCAAGUUUUGAAAAGGUCGGAGCCGCAUCGCAGUCAACAAAGGGUGUUCAGAAGUGCUGCGGAGGAAAAGCGGCUGCAGCAAGAGCAGCAGCGGCUCCCCUGCGCUAGAUGCUGGUACCGCAACGGAGGGGAAGGUGCUGGGAAUGCUGAAGGCAGCAGCGGAGCUCUGAGCAAAGGGGCUGGGAAGCUCUCCCGCUUUCCACCCCUGAAUGGAAAAUAAAGAGCACAGCCAGACU